AGGUUGCUCUUUAGUUUAUGAUUUGAUUGGGUGUUAAGGUGUUUGUUGAGUGUUGAUUUUAAGAACGGAGCCAGCGGAAUGCUGUUUAUUUGUAAUUAAUUUCCAAAUUGUGAGGAAUUCAAACAUCUAAUACAAAAGGAGCUGGCCACUGUCCCCCUAGUUAUGUAAUGGUCCUUGGAGUGCGCGUUAGCACGUGCAUACGACAGUGCACGCGGCAGUCCACGUAGAAGGUUGAACGCGCAACGCGCACGCGGUAGAAGUCCGAAAGCCAGUUUCCUAGCAACACGCUGUUGACGCCACUGCUGACCCAAUGAAUACAAAAACACAUGAUGGCGCCAAUGCGCGGCGAACGCGGCGGUUCACCGGCGAGGGGUGCUCGAGCGUCCCUGCCCCUGCCGCGGCGUCUGAUCAGACAGAUAGCGAGACAUGUGGCGUCCAGCGGGAGGUCGCUUAGACGGCUGGAGGUCUCCGGCAGGGUUAUUGACAACUUUGAUGACAUCGAUGAUGGAUCCGAUGAAUCCGACAUGGAGACACAGACGGCCGUUGCCUGCGCCGGUAACUCUGGUAAUUUACCACCAGCUGAUCAUGAUGACGAUCUCACCAGUCUCAGUUGGUUGCAGGACAAGAAUUUACUGAGCGGUAUAAAUCUAACUAAAAGUGACAUAGAGGACAGCAAACUGAUCAGCAGUCAGGUGGUUGUGAAAACAGAGCCAUCUAUAACUCCGCCGCCGUCGUCGCGAGUCCCCUCCCCUCCCCGCACCCCCUGUAAAGCUCCCCCCUCCCCUCCCGCCGUGAACACCCACACCAAGCCUCCCUACUCCUUCUCCUGCCUCAUCUUCAUGGCGAUAGAAGCCGCCCCAGCCAGGGCUCUCCCAGUUAAGGAGAUAUACGCCUGGAUAGUCAGACACUUCCCAUACUUCAAGCACGCACCACAGGGCUGGAAGAACAGCGUCAGACAUAAUCUAUCAUUGAACAAAUGCUUCCAUAAGGUGGCAGCGGCUCCUGGGUUAGGGAAAGGUUCGCUUUGGACUGUCGACCCUCAGCACCGAUCGUCUCUUCUUCAGGCCUUCGGUCGCCAGCCUGUGCCUCCGGUGGAGGUGGAGGAGCAAGAGACGUCGACCAGUGUAAAGAACACUCCAGACCCCCAACUGUUCCCGUACUUGGCCCGCAGAUUGGCCGACGCCCGUUCCCCUCCCGGCGCCGACGAGUACCUCGCCGCGGCCACUGUACUAGCCAUGAAGUAUGGACCCGCUGUACUAGACCAGCUCCCUCCGGAGGCUCACCUGGUUAUAUCUCGGUGUGCUCGUGACGAACACUCGUAUAGUGGCGGCGAGGAGCGGCGUACGGCCGAGGCCCUCCUCAACCUGGCCGGGGUCAGACCUCACGCCCCCAGCUAGCGACCACACAAGUAAUGUAACGUUUGAUUCCAGAUACCUCCGAGCUGGUGAUGUCCCAGGCUGCGCUUGGGAUCGCGGACGCUAACAUCUAAUGUAAGUCUUCCAGAGAACGCCGCGCUUACCACUACUGUCUGACUGUUCGUAUUCAUUUGCAACAAUGUUAAUGUAUUAACAGAUUAUUUAUAUACUAUUUUAAUAUAUAUUAUCAAAUUUCGAACCGCCAUCGAACGGACCCAACGUCUCGAAGCUCCCGUACUCUAUCUCCUCGUAUAGCUGAUGCACUAUCUGCUCGCUCCCGUGUUCUGCUCAAAGGUUUUAUUUAAAGCGAUUAUAAUAAGUUAUUUAAUGUAUUCGAUAGUCCAAUUCAGUUUCCGUCGGGGCAUAGCUCCGCGAACUUAUCGUUGACAUAUGAGUUCUAAGAACGAAAAGUUUGAAUUUUAAUAUGAAUUCUCUUAGUUUGUCGAGUGUCGCGUAUAGACAAAAGUUUACCAUUAUCUAGUCCAAUAAAGACAUAUAAAAAUCCAGUGUAAAAAAUGUUAAUACGUGAUGCUGGUUAUUUAGGCUGAAGUAUCGACUUUACAUCACAUAUAACCAAUAACCAUAUAAUGUUCUAAACUUUGAAACGUAUAUUUCUGAAGCCCUUUUUUUCAAUAUAAAAAAAAAACUGCUAACGCAUUAUUUAAUUAUAGAUAUUUCAACAAUUUACGUAGUAAUAGUUUAUAGAUGUGAUAAUACAUAUUCAUUGAAUAAGGAAUUUGAUUAGAUCCCGCAUUUAGAUCGGCCGUUUCAUAUAUUCAGUAGUCUCGUAAUAUAUAAAUACCUAUUGUAUUAAGCGAAUCGUUACAUCCGUCUGUCAUGGAUGCCGUACAUUGCCAGUUAGUGUCGCCACAGCAAGUAACGACGGAUAUAACUAUAUAGGUUAAGUUAAAAUUAAUUUAUUUCUCUUAGAAAUUUUCAAUAUUUAGUAUCAUGUAAUCGAAAUUGUUCAUUUUUAAUUCGAUCUGACCUCAACUUACAUGUAUACAGGGCUGGCAUGAAAUAUUAAAAAAAAUAUAUAUAUAUAUGUCAUGUGAUCUUCAACACUGGAAAUGUCAAAAGUGACAUUGACAUUGACAUUGUAUUUUGGUGUGGUUGAGAUAUAUUUAGUACAAAGUGCUGUUUAUGUCAUAAAUACAUUAUAAAAAAUAAAUAGCAGAUGUGUUAUUUGCAUGAUAUGUACUCAUAAGAAUAAACAUAUUUAGUUGUAAGCUGUAUUUUGUGUUCAUUACCAUGUGAUCUAUUAUAAAUAUUGCUUAGGAUAUUUUCAUGUCUUGCAUGUUGUGAAAUGUAACAAAUCAGUUGACACACACACACAUAUACGGACAUCAGUCUAAAUUUAAAUUAAUCAAUGUUUACACAGCAAAAAAAAAGCUAUUUAAAUCAAUUUAAUUUAUAUCACAAACUAUAAAAAAUUAUUUUCUUUAUUGCAUAGCAUUGCCAUAAAUUAUUUCUGUAAUAUUUAUUGUAUCCGACGAUGUUAAUUUUAAUUAAAACUGUAAUUUAUUUAACGCUAGUGAAUAUUAGAGGGAAUUUUUUUUUUUAUUAAUAUGAAAUGUAUUGCUUGUUCCCAAAGAGGUCUCCGUGUGAUGUUCGACAUAAUUGUUUAGAACCAUAACUAGACUGAUCCAUGACUGAUUUGUAAAGCAAUAUUAUUUAUUAGUGAAUAUAUAUACAUGCAUAUAUAUUUUUAGUUCAAUAAACGAUGCAAUUUAAAAUUGACCACAUACAAAAUAAUCCGCUUACCGUUCAUUGAAUGGCAUGAAACUAUAUCAUUCUUAUACACCAUGUAUAUUAAAUGUGCCAAAUUAUAUAUGUAUAAUGUAUUAUAUGAGAAAAUCCAAAUGAGUAGGUACAAGAUAUAUUAAUAUAUGUUUAUCUAAAAUAUAUAACAUACUUAGACUAGGUCAUAAGUGAUAUUAUAGUAACUUAAUGCUAAAUUAAAUACAUACAUUUUUGCUGUAUUUAGAAGCGUCUUCCAUCUUACUCAUUGAUUCUAUUAGAUAAUGUACGGUCGCGGAAAAAAAUGCAUUCGGACGGACCGUAGGGUGACUGUGUUAGCGGGGUUUCCUUUAAAAAAAAUAUUAUAACUUCAUAUCUCACUAAGUGUACUUUGUUACGGGUUUUUUUUUUUUCUAUUAAUAUUAUUGAGGCAAUGUGCUUUUUUGCGCGACUGUAGCAAUCACUAGCCUUUCCUUUGGUGGUAUAAAUAAAUGUAGAUGAAUUAAAAUUAAUUACAGCAAUAAUUAGUGUCUAAAGUAGUUUGGACUCCGCUGGUAGAUGCUACGUGUACAUUGUGUGAUACAUUAAGUGCUAUACAUUUGAUUGAAACGCCAAGUAACGUUAUUCUGUCGCGGUUCCGUAUACAUGGCUUACUAUAUAUAAGAUAUAAUUUUAUAAUACGAUCAAGAGAAUAAUUCACCUCUAACUUAAUGAUUGGAUAUUUUUAAUUUUAUUUAACAUUAUUAUUAUUAUUAUUCUUUUUUUUUUUUAAUUAUUAUUUGGGAAAAGUUAUAUCGUUAUGAUAUUAAAAUUGUUGCGGCUCAGACACUAUCGGAAGUAAUUUAUGAAUUAAUUUAUUUUUAAUUAGUUUUAAUGAUUGAGAAAGAAAAAAAAAAUUAAAAUGUUGUUAUUGAUUUUUAUUUUGUAAUUUAUAAUACGGAAUGUUGAACGGUUCCCUCGAACGAGAUCCGCUCUGUUCGCGGGAGCCGUUUGGUGGUGUGGCGUUGCCUUGUAAGUGCUGCGAGCGUUCAUUAAAUGAAUUUCGCCUCUGCUGCGUUGGCUUGCGGCUCAUGUUACACUGGCGACGUCAUGACCUGCUUGAUCAGGCAUACCUUGGUAUUUCCGAACUAUAAUUAUGAAAAUUAUUGUUGUUGUUGAUAUUUUUAUCUGGCUUGUGAACUACUACACUUAAUGCUAUUGUUGAGAGUUAUUGCCAAAUUUUUAUUUGUCUUAAAACUAUGUCUGUGUACAUAUCCAUUGAAUAAAUUAUGUACUGAAGAUCA
Danaus plexippus (monarch butterfly) is the source of this 4438-nucleotide messenger RNA. Its product is annotated as forkhead box protein N3-like. Bases 327 to 1397 code for a protein of 356 amino acids. The record is from RefSeq and is a predicted model, not a curated record. Gene Ontology annotation, cellular component: nucleus. Gene Ontology annotation, biological process: regulation of DNA-templated transcription. Gene Ontology annotation, molecular function: cis-regulatory region sequence-specific DNA binding; DNA-binding transcription factor activity. Lineage: Eukaryota; Metazoa; Arthropoda; Insecta; Lepidoptera; Nymphalidae. The transcript has 10 exons.